GCAAAUCCCAUACCCUCCAUCUAGCAUUUUCGCAUCGACCUUAAAAUGCAAAAAAAAAUCAAAAUAUAAAAAUACAGUGAAAAUGAAAAUGAAUAAAAAGAGGAAUAAUAUAGAGAGAGCCUCGUAUAUAACACCAUCCAACUAUCGUUUUUCCUCCUCUAUUUCGAUAAAAUCAACUUCCCUCUGUCUCUUUUCUUCAUUCUCUCUCCUGUAACUUGUCUUCUUCUCUCCUCUCUCGCUCCUUUUGUAUUGUAUCUGAUUCCCUUUUUCUCCGGGAGCUGUGAUUUUGAUUUAGUCAGCGUCGAUGAAGAAGGUUACAUCUGCAGCGGCGGCUAAGAUGGCGCUCAAAGAUGAGUGGGUGGCGACGGCGAUGACUGACGACGAGAUGGUGGUAGAGCUUCUAAUACGACUAAAGCACGCGGGAACGGUUGUUUCGGAAGAUCCAGCGACGAAUCUGCCUCCGCUGCGGUGGGGAGGAGCCCGUCAACGGCGGUCACGGACCUCAAGAUUUGGUUGUGGCGGCGUUGCCGUUUCGUUGAAGAAGGAUGUGUAUUCCGCUAGAGGCAGUCCGAAGACUCCGCUCUCCUGGAGCGGCGGAUCCGGAAGCGGCGUCGGCGGUUCUGCGUCUCCCUCGGCCGAUGGAUUCGAGGACACCAGUCUCCUAGCUAGCUGCUCCACGUCUACAGUAUCCGGAUCUAAGGAUUUUCCCACAAACGAAAUCACCAAUUCUUUCUCCAAGAGAUUGAAGAUAAAGAAGUCUUCUGAGCUUAAAUACCAAGAGAAGUUAAAGUUGAAGGAAAGAGUCGACCUUGAAAAUGAUAUUGCAAGUCUCCGAGCAACGUUCGACGAACAAAACGUUAGGAACCACAUGUUGAAGAGGAUUAAGCUUGACUUGAGUUCAGGCCGUAUCAAGAACGUGACUCCUCAGGUUGAUCUGAUUCCUAAACCACAGGGCGAGUCGAAAUCUUGCAGAGCAGAGGACAACAAAACCGAUAGCUCGGAAAAUAAGGACAACUUCUUCUUCCUCCCUGAUUUGAACAUGGUACCAACCGAGGACGAGAUAUUGUAUGGAACUAGCUAAGAGGCUUAUCUGAAGACUUUCAAUCUCGAUCUGAUUACAGUUAUGAAAGGAGCCAGAGAGGCUUGAUGAACGUAAUAAGAGGUUUCAUUCAUUGUUUUCUGUCUCCUUCCUUCUCUGGGGUGAAAAUUUUAGAUUUUUUAGAUUUUUUUUCUCUCUUUUGUCCCUAUUCGUUGUAGUUAAGCUGUGUGUUUUUGCUUUUGUCAACGAAAAUUGUGUUAAUGACAACUAAUAGACUUUGUUUCAAAUCUGCCCUUUUUAUU
This is a messenger RNA of Raphanus sativus (radish), 1341 nucleotides long. RefSeq lists its product as uncharacterized. Lineage: Eukaryota; Viridiplantae; Streptophyta; Magnoliopsida; Brassicales; Brassicaceae. The coding region runs from base 305 to 1081 and encodes 258 amino acids. The transcript is spliced from 5 exons. The record is from RefSeq and is a predicted model, not a curated record.